Molecule: messenger RNA, 3166 nt
Organism: Mixia osmundae IAM 14324
Lineage: Eukaryota; Fungi; Basidiomycota; Mixiomycetes; Mixiales; Mixiaceae
Exons: 4
Coding region: 1-2826 (941 amino acids)
Source: RefSeq, a predicted model, not a curated record
AUGAUUCGUUCUGCAUUCGCCCCGGUAUUUACGGCGCUACCCUCGGCACGACGCCGCAAGGCGAGCCUGUGGGCGGUCAUUUGCCUCUUGGCGCUCUCGCGGCUGAUAGGCACACAGUGGAAUCAAUGCGGCCAAUACGGCUAUCAUUGCAUCAAUGGCCAGGUGAUGACGAGCAUCAGAGGUGGCGACGGCGAGAUUCUGCCGGCCUAUGAUUCGCUCGAUGGCAUCAUCACUUGCGAGCCGAAUCAAAGCUGCCUCGAGCCUGGUGCGCUUGUCUGCCCAGCGAGCGAUCAGCAGCGCACACCGGCAGAGAGGCAGCCUCUCGUGUGCGGACAGAGCGAACCAAGCUGUGAAGAGCAGCUCGUACGGAUCCUGACAGACGAAGUAACUUGGGAGCCGCCCUCUCGUGACCGUACGAGUGUGAGCAAGAUGUCGUCCAUGUUCCACAGACUCGACAUUGAGAAUGACCGCUCGUCUUCCUCAUCUGGUCAGAGCACCCCAAAUGGUCCCGACUUGCCGACGAGCGUCGCUGGGCCAUCUGCGCUCUCUCAAAAGAUGGAUAUGAUCUCUACUUCACCUAUCAAGCCGACAGCUGCAAAGCAGCUGGACUCGACCGGCGUCUAUGACAAGCGCUUCUUGCUCGCGCUCAGCAAGAGCCCGCUCAUUAAACGUCCAGAAGCGCUAAGAGACCUUAAGGAGUGGUAUGGUGACUACGAUCCGCCGCCUAUUCGCAUGUCCAUACCAGGCUCAGGGAGAGAUCACUACGGCCCUGGACAAACCGAAAAGGGCUCAUACAGUCGCUCGCCAAAUGUUCAGCAGCAUGCAACUUCACCACCUCAUCAGCGCAAUGGGCCUGGACGAUAUGAUGGCAUGCGGCAAGGCGAAAGUGCACGAGCAGGCAAUCGCGGCGCUGACGGCAGACUUGCCAAAGCGAAUCCCUUCAAUGGAUUCGGUCGCUUCGGUGAGGAUGAAGAGCCAGGCGCGAUGCGUGCAAGACGGACGCGAGACAAGGAGGCUGGCAAGCCAUCGAGCAGUGCUCCAAGCGAGCAAGACAGGAGCAACGCUGCAGGCGCUGCUCAACCCUUUGCCGCUCGCCGAGAUGGCAGAGCAGCAGAAGCAGGCUGGCGAACAGACCGUCCGGCUGCACGUACGGGCCCAUCAGAUCGCCAUGUAGGCCUGAGCGAUGAACGCAAAAUGCGCCAAGAAGCUGGACGAGAACGAGACAGAGACCGCCAUGCUCAGCGUGACGAGCGCUCCAGAGAACGUGGCUUCGGUCGACCGGCUUGGGCAGACGACACAACGCGUGAUGACGGUCAGAGUUCGUCAGCACCUGGCUGGUCUAUGGAUUCUUCCGCAGCUUGGGAUGCACCGUCAGACUCGCUCGAUGAUGGUCUGGGCGGCAAAGCAGGAGGAUCGGGUCAAUUGGACUCUAUACAAGCAUGGAAAGCAGAAAUGAAAGAGCUCGAGCGCAAAAAAGCAGGCUUGCCUCCGAGCGAGCCAGAACGACCGCUUGAGCCGCCAGCGAGCUUCAAGGUCCCGACUGCAGAAGCUGCACCGCCUGCGAAGCAAAGCAUGCUUUCGCCAGACUAUCUAGCGAGGGCGCCUCCGACUGCGACGGAAGCCGAUAGCUCUGCUCCCCCACGCUCAAGUCGAUUCGCACGCUUCUUUGGGGAUGAAAAGAAGGCAGCGCAAGCUAAAGCUAGCAGCGAUCUUUCGCCAGGACUGAGUGAAGCGCCAACAAGCCGACCUCAGCCGCCAGCGAAUUCUGCUGACCAAGAAAGCAUGCAACGCCUAAUGAGUAUGCUCAGCAUGCCUGCGCAACCACGACCGCCUCAGGAAGCAAAUAGGCAGCAGCAGCAGCAGCAGCAGCAACCUGCUCUGCCGCCAGGCUUCGAAUUCAGACAAGUUCACGAUGCGCAGCCUCAGCAGGCGCCACGAGUUCAGCUCGGAUUCGAAGGCCAGCAGCAGACCCAAGCGAAUCUGCCAAAUUUGCUAGCUCUGCUGGGCCAGCCACAGCAUCAGCACGCGGGUCAGCAGCAGCAGUUGUCUGAUCAUACGCAAGCGAGACAGCGACAACAGCACUCGCAUGCUUCAACGUCGCCGCUACCGCCUCAUCUGGCAGGCGUCAUGCCUCAUCAUGCGCCUUCGCCCCAUCAUGCCCCGUUGCCGCACCACGCUGCUUCAGCCGGACAAUCACCCAUGUUUGCUCGAGGCCCGCCCGGCUAUAACGGGAACAGCUCGAAUGUCAGUAAGGGACAGCCCUAUCUCUCGCCAGAGAACGUACUUGCCAGCUUACCGCCGCAAUUACGAGAUGAUCCGCGCAUCCUCCAAAACCCUGCCUUGGCUGCGAGACUCGCUCAGCAGCAUCAGAGCCAACAUCAGCAACAGAAUCAGCAUUACGGCAUACCCAACUUGCAGAACGUGCCCGUCAAUACGAUUUUGCAAAAUGGCCCGAUGGCGUCUGCCUCGCCACUGACUGGCAUGCCGCCUGGCAUGAAUAUCCCAGGGCUGAAUCAGAUGCCGACGCAGAUGCUGGCUGCGAUGCAACAGCAACAGAUCUAUCAGCAGCAGGAACAACAGGCCUUCAGAGAGCGACAGAAGCAGCAGAUGCAUCACCAGCAGAAACAGCAACAGGACUUUGAUGCAUUUCAGCAAACGCACCAUCGGCAGCCUUCGCAGCCGCAGCCCGCAGCGAAUCUGAAUGGCUUCGAUCUCAUGGCGUUACUGAAUGCGAGCAGAGGCACCCCUGGUGGACUGCCUCCGCCUGCGCAACAAGGCAAGAGCUUUAUGACGCUCGAGGAGCUCGAGGCGCAUUCUCGCAGAUAGGAUCUUUUUGAUAUACACCUUGGAUGCAAUGUCAUGUGUGUAGCUAGUGCGUUGCAACGAACAGACGAGGGGCCAACCUUUGUUGGAGUAGAUGUUAAUGUCACGAACGGCUUCGCAGAGCAAUGUGGAUCUCUUUGUCCUGCGACUGAGAUACAUCGAUGACGCCCUGCGAGGCGAAAGUGAGGAUGUGAUAGAACGCUUGGGCUGCGACGCGCGGCUUGGUGGAGAUGACGGGCGCAACAUCCGAAAGAAGCAAAUCGUCUUCUUUGGUCGAGAGCAGAGUCAGGUAAGUGAGAAAGUUGGCAGAAUCCUGCUUCGACGAUAUGUCUGAGCUAAUGUC